UAUCAAAAGAUGUCACUGAAGGAAAAGGUACAUCAACUCUCUGUUUUAUCAACCAGUUCGACUUCUUUCUUUCAAGUUAAACCAUCUCGACGAAAGCAUUCCAAUCAAAAGCUACGUUCAAAAUUCGCCGGCUCCAAUUUAACAUAAAAAGACAGUUCACUACUUAAAUUUCUCCUUUACGCAAAAAAAAAUGGACGAAUGGGACGAUCCAGUUCCGGUAACGCAGAACAGCACAUCAUCUGACGGUGGGCGCAGCUUUAGCAGGGGCAGGGGAUUUUCUGCCCAUUCAAAUGAAAAUGGGUCAGCUAACGAUAAUGGAUGGGGCGAAGACAGAGGUAGAGGAGGAGGCGGAUUCGGUGGCCGCGAGAGGAGAGGGCGAGGUGGUGGUCGUGGCGGCGGCAGAAGUGAAGGUUGGGAUAAUAAUGACAACGGCAACAGUGGCGGAGGUGGCGGGUGGGGCGAUGAAAAUAACGAAGACGGCGGUUCUCGUAGAGGGCGAGGUGGUCGUGGGGGCGGCCGUGGAGGUCGAGGUCGUGGCGGCGGCGGCCGAAACGAUGAUAGUUGGGGCGGAAAUCAAAAGAGUGAAGAUAGUUGGGGAGGAGGAGGUGGUGAUGACUCUGAACCAAGGGAGAAUAAUUGGGGCGGUGGCGACAGUAAUGGUAAUCGAGGAGGAGGAAGAGGUAGAGGAGGCGGUCGUGGGGGUAGAGGUGGUGGCAGAGGAGGUCGCGAUGGUGGAGGCGACGGUGAAACAAAUUGGAAUUCUGGAGAGGGAGGUGAUGAGGCAGAACAGCCUAAAAGAGAAAUUUAUGUUCCUCCAGAACCUACAAUGGAUGAAGAUGAAUUGUUCAGUUCUGGUAAUACAUCGGGAUUGAAUUUUGGAAAGUAUGAUGACAUUGCUGUAGAGGUAUCAGGUGAAAACGUACCUAAGCCCAUUACCAAUUUCGAGCAGUCUGGACUUCGGAAAUUAUUAUUAGAUAAUGUUUUAAAAUCUGGAUACACAAAACCGACACCAGUACAGAAAAAUGCUAUUCCUAUGAUAAUGAACGGCAGGGAUGUAAUGGCGUGCGCCCAGACGGGAUCUGGAAAAACUGCCGCCUUUCUCUUGCCCAUAAUUCACUGUUUGCUAGACCAACCAACUGAAUUAAUAUUCGACGGUGAAAGUUGCCAGCCUCAGGCAAUAAUCGUUUCACCCACUCGUGAAUUGUGUAUACAAAUAUUUGAAGAAGCGCGAAAAUUUUCGUUUAAUUCUAUAAUUAAAGUUGCCAAAGCAUAUGGUGGCACUUCUGUAGGUUAUCAAAGGAAACAUGUCGUUAAUGGCUGCCAUAUAUUAGUGGCUACUCCUGGAAGAAUGCACGAUUUUGUGAAGAGAGGAAGUAUCUCCUUUGCAUCUGCCCGGUUUGUGGUAUUGGAUGAGGCAGACCGGAUGCUUGAUAUGGGUUUCCUACCUGCCAUGGAGGAAAUGAUGACUCACGAUACUAUGGUGGCUACGAUGCAAAUGUUUCAGGGCGAACGACAAACUUUGAUGUUUUCAGCGACAUUCCCCGAAGAAAUUCAACACUUGGCCGCAAAGUUUUUAAACAACUACAUUUUUGUCGCUGUAGGAAUCGUAGGAAGCGCUUGUUCCGACGUCGAACAGAUCUUUUUCCAAGUGGAUAAAUUUAAAAAACGGGAGAAACUUUUGGAAAUUUUAAGGGAGGAUUCUGAAAGAACAUUAGUGUUUGUGGAAACCAAACGAAAUGCAGAUUUCCUAGCUACAUUUUUAAGUGAAAAUAACUUUAUAAGUACCAGUAUUCACGGAGAUCGUUUGCAACGUGAACGAGAAGAAGCCCUCAAUGAUUUUAAGCGAGGGUCAAAGAAUAUUUUAGUUGCAACCGCCGUCGCAGCUAGAGGUUUGGAUAUUAAAAAUGUCAAGCACGUAAUAAAUUAUGAUCUACCGAAAAGCAUUGACGAGUAUGUUCAUCGUAUUGGGCGAACAGGAAGAGUGGGUAAUCGUGGUAAAGCGACCAGUUUCUAUGACAGUUCACAAGAUGGUGCAAUAGCAAGUCAGCUAUCUCGAAUUCUAUCCCAGUCCGGACAAAAUGUUCCAGACUGGUUGCAGCACGGAGGCGGUGGUACUUACAGUAGCAGCGCUUUUGGAGGACGUGAUAUUAGAGGGGACGAUUUUGCACAAUCAAGAAAUGUUGAGGAGCCUACAGAUGACUGGUAGAUCUGUGUAUUAUAGGGAGUUGUUCAUAUUUUUCUUGACGAAUUUAUUUGGUUUUUUUCUUUUCGUGAUCUUAGUGAUCAAUAUUAAGACUUUCAUAGUAUAAAGACAAAUUAGUGCGGUGCAUCAAAGUAAAUUGAUGAUGUUUUCACUUUUAUUCAUUUUCAUCUUAAAUAUACUACUUAUUCCUAUGAUUAUAGUAUUUCUAGUAUUGUUAUUUCGUUCACAAACCUAACAAUUAACCUGUGAUUUUGUUGGUUAAGUAUUGUUACGUUUUUGUGUGGCAUACGUAAAUCGCAAAUAUAUUUUUAAAUUGAA
This is a messenger RNA of Photinus pyralis (common eastern firefly), 2521 nucleotides long. RefSeq names its product ATP-dependent RNA helicase vasa (gene Vasa). The transcript has 10 exons. Bases 191 to 2206 code for a protein of 671 amino acids. The record is from RefSeq and is a predicted model, not a curated record. Lineage: Eukaryota; Metazoa; Arthropoda; Insecta; Coleoptera; Lampyridae. Gene Ontology annotation, molecular function: RNA binding; RNA helicase activity; ATP binding. Gene Ontology annotation, biological process: cell differentiation; gamete generation. Gene Ontology annotation, cellular component: P granule; nucleus.